Protopolystoma xenopodis is the source of this 204-nucleotide messenger RNA. The record is from the annotation of a GenBank genome assembly. Lineage: Eukaryota; Metazoa; Platyhelminthes; Monogenea; Polystomatidea; Polystomatidae.
AUGGGUCUUGUUGAUGGACUAACUGAGUCGCGUGAGGAGCUGGAGGAGAUAGAACGGUGGCUCCAGGCUAAUAGUGGAGGCAUGGUUCGUCAAAACAACGAGGCCGGUACAAAUGCGGCUAAUGGCUCUAGAAAUGUGGCUGCCAAUUGCGUGAAUGCAGAGCAGGAUCAAGUAAGAAAUUUGUUCUCAUUAGCUUGCUUCUAG